Molecule: messenger RNA, 1619 nt
Organism: Bursaphelenchus xylophilus (pine wood nematode)
Lineage: Eukaryota; Metazoa; Nematoda; Chromadorea; Rhabditida; Aphelenchoididae
Source: the annotation of a GenBank genome assembly
AUGGACUUCGAGGAAGUUUUAAAGGUAAUCUUACGUUACUGUUAACUUAUUUAAGCUUCUUAGGGAUUCACGAGUUUGCUUAUCAUUGUUUUCAACGAUCUUCAGAGCAAAUACGAUGACUACGAGAUCGAAUGUAUGAUUAAAUUCCGUUUCAAUCAAAGUAUGUCACAAAAUAAGGUUGCUGUAGCUUCAGAAAUCAACGACAACCAUGUUUUCUUCGAGAAAACAGUAAUUUUAAAGUACAAUGACGGGGAAAUCGAACGAGAAUGGCGUCCUAUCGAGCAAGUUUAUUCUUUAGUCUUACCCGUUUCUGAUUGUUAUGCAAAGUUCUCAUUUUUGUAGACCCUUAUUCCGUCUCAAAACGGUCGACAACAUCACGAGUACCGCUCAAAUUUGGAGUUCUCUUGGUCAAUACGAGUUUUUAAUGGGUAAAUGUCAUAACGUCGUCGACGGAACGUCGCCGGAUUGGGGAAACGACGAUUGCUAAAAGUCGAAAGUAUUGGAUCAGGUUGUACCGCCACAAAGUUUUUUUUAAACUAUUCUCUGGGUCUUACAAGGUAGCUUAAUGUUAAGCCUAAACUGAGGCUUGGCCUAAUUGUUGGGUCUGAAAUCCGACGGUACGGUGUUCCGAAGAACAGCCGUCUCUUCCCCCAUUCGGCGACAUACGGUGGUCGAUAACAUCAAUUUUCAGCUGACCAUUUUGCUUACAAAACUUUGUUGGACAGUCCGAGAUUGGUUGAUAUGAUCCCUGAAGUCCCUCGUGAUAACAUCAGUAUCCCUUCCGAUGCCGUUUAUUUUGUUUCUGAUGGAUUCCUCAUGUUCAAUGUGGGUUCUGCUUUAAAACUAUAAACAUUUUGUUUGCAGGAAGUCGGAGGACAAGUACAAAUCCAGAAUCCAUUCUUUGUUGACAAGUUGAGAGAGUCUUGUAAUAUUGGAUUGAAUGUCAUAGUUGGGUUUGAUCAGGAAAAAAUGGCAAUAAUCCUUAAAAAAGGCAAGCAAAUGAUGGUAUCUUUGUAUCCAUUCCACUCUUGUAAAGAGAUGGUCGAAGAGGAUAUUACUGUAACAUUGCGCCAAGGAGGUCAUGAUGAUCAUGUUUUAGAGUCACAAUGGUACAAUUUGGUGAGCUGAUUACAUAUAUUAAUCAUGACGCCAAGACGAAUAAUGUUUUUGACAAUCAACUUCAGAUCCAUUUCUCAAUGCUUCAACGUGAGAACAGAUUAACUCUACCCGAUGGUUCAGUUAUCAAAUUCACUGCCAAAAGAAUGAAUCUUGCACUUGACGAGUGUGAUCACAUGGCUUCUCAUCAACGGAAUGUGAUCACUUUUCUUUCUCUCAUCUUUUCCUUCGUAUAUCUACUAUUUCUGGGUACUUUGGUACUGGUGAUUAUGGUAUUAUUGUCCAAAUUCUCGAUAUAUUCAAUUCUGAGGGCACAGAAUCCCACGCAAAGUGUAGUUAAAGCGACCCCAAAUUCCCCGGCAAAAAUAUUAACGAAUGCUGUUACUAAUGACGUCACCACGAUGACUACAGUAUACAAUGAAGGUAAUUUUUGACUGUUUUUUGAUUACUUUUUUACAGCAAGUCCCAUCUGGGAAAAUUCCCAUCAAAGUCCGCAAGCAUGA